AUGGAUUGUCUUACAGAAAGCACUAUUUCUCUGAAUUUUGAUGAACGCGCAAUUUUUUUGAUAAUGCUAAUUAUGGCACAGUCAGAUGAGCUAAACCAAGAUCUACCCAAGAAAAACAGCCAAAAUGGUGUUAACCUAUCACAAGAAAUAUAUGAUGAAACAAAUAUUGAUGAACUAAAAAAAAAAGUGAAUGAUUUAGAACUGCAGCUCGAAUAUGAAAUAAAUAGACACGAUGCUGAGAUUAAGGAAAGGGAUGAAACGAUAAAAAUGCUUGAGGAAAAAAUAAACGAACUGGAAAACUGCAAAAGAGAAACAGAAGAAAAGGAUGAUGCUAUUUUAAAUAUGAGUGAACAACUUUUAAUAUUAUCUAAUAAAUAUGAUAUUUUAGUAAAAGAAACUAAAUUACAAGAAGAAGAAUUAAAACAUCUUAAGAAUAAAAAAAGGUAUAGAAAUGAUGAAACAAAUGAAUAUAUAGGAACUUUGAAAAAACAGAAUAAUGAUUUUAAAAAAGAUAACGAAUUAAUAAAUGAUAAGAAUGCUCAAUUAUUAAAAGAAAACAGUACAUUAAAAAAUUCUUGUAAAAUAUUACAAGAACAGUUGGACGAAAAUAGGAAAAACUUGGAACUUGUUAAGAAGCAAAUAACAAAAGAUUUCGAUCAGAAGAAUGCACUGAAGAUACUAAAUAUAGGAACCUUAGGUAUAGCAUUUGUUUUUUCUUUCGUACUGUUCAUCCUAUUAUAUACAGAUAACUCGAAUUCCCUUAAAUUAGAAUUAGAAUAUAAAGAUAUGAUAAUAAAAAGGCUACUAAGAAAAAGGGUUAUCGAUGAGGAAGUGAUGAAACUUGAGUCGAACAGCAAAAACAAUGGCAGUGACAACAGCAAUGGAAACAGCAGUGGAAACAACAUUGACAAUAAUGAUAAUAAUAAUAACAGUAAUAACGGAAGAAGCAAUAGCAAUGACCAGCUAGUUAACUAUAAACAAAAAGUGGACGAACUAUAUCAGAAAUACCUCAAUUCCCAAAGUGAUAACGAUAAAUUGAACAAUAAAAUUAGCAAAUUAAACGACAAUAUAAAUGACCUGAAAAAAGAAAACGUUGACCUGUUGAGCAUUAUAGACACAUUAAGAGAAUACAUAAACAAGGUGUAUAAGGAGGAUGUGAAUAUUCAUCAAUUUGAUGAUUUGAUAAAUAAUCUUUUGAAGGAGAAUUCGACCUUAAAUGAAGAGUUGACGAAGCAAAAAAGAAAGAAUAUGGUGGACACGUAUUACUUUAACAAAGAAUUACAAUUUAUGCAAAAUGACAAAUUAAAAAUUAUUGAAAAAUUUGAUAACACAAAUAUUAAUAAAAUCCCUCAUUUAUAUAAACCACUCAAUGUAACCCUCAACGAGGAAAGUAAUAAUAGGGAUAUGGAACAUGCUCUGUUUGAUGGUGGUUAUAAUAGUAACUCUUAA
Molecule: messenger RNA, 1449 nt
Organism: Plasmodium malariae
Lineage: Eukaryota; Apicomplexa; Aconoidasida; Haemosporida; Plasmodiidae
Product: conserved Plasmodium protein, unknown function
Exons: 12
Coding region: 1-1449 (482 amino acids)
Source: RefSeq, a predicted model, not a curated record